GGCGGAGACAACUCCUAGAAGUAGACGCCGCGUCCCGCCGCGGGCCCGCGUAGUACCCAGAGGCUGCCGCCGCCUCGCCGAGUUCCUGCGGCUGCCACCGCGCGGAGUAUGGGCGCAGAUGGCCAUGGAGGGCUACAGGGGCUUCCUGGGGCUGCUGGUGUCGGCGCUGCUCGUCGGCUUCCUGUCCGUGAUCUUCACCCUCAUCUGGGUCCUCCACUACCGGGAGGGGCUUGGCUGGGACGGGACCGCGCUCGAGUUUAACUGGCACCCGGUGCUCAUGGUCACCGGCUUCGUCUUCAUCCAGGGCAUAGCCAUCAUUGUAUACAGACUGCCAUGGACCUGGAAAUGCAGCAAGCUCCUGAUGAAAUCCAUCCACGCGGGCUUACACACGGUUGCUACCAUUCUCGCCGUUAUUGCUCUGGUGGCCGUUUUUGAUUUCCACAAUGCCAGGAACAUCCCCAAUAUGUACAGUCUGCACAGCUGGGUUGGUCUGAUAGCUGUCAUUUUCUACAUCUUACAGCUUCUCCUAGGUUUUUUCGUCUUUCUGCUUCCUUGGGCUCCACUCUCUCUCCGAGCACUUCUCAUACCCCUGCAUGUUUAUUCUGGGCUUCUCAUCUUUGGGACAGUGAUUGCGACAGUACUUAUGGGAGUGACCGAGAAACUGAUUUUUGCCCUGAAAGAUCCUGCAUACAGUACAUUCCCGCCAGAAGGUGUUUUCACAAAUACCCUUAGCCUUCUGAUUCUACUGUAUGGGGCCCUCAUUUUUUGGAUAGUCACCAGACCACAGUGGAAACGCCCUAAAGAACCAAAUUCUGUCCUUCUUCAGCCAAAUGGAGGCGCUCCAGAGGGAGUGGAAAGUUCCAUGGCGAUGAACUUUGGCAAUGUGGACAAAUCAGAUGCAGAGUUAAACAGUGAAGCAGCAGCGAGGAAAAGGAACUUCACCCUUGACGAGGCUGGACAGAGAUCCACCAUGUAAAACGGGGUAGAGAUAUAGCCACGUUACUUCACUUUAAAAAACUAGCUCUACAGUUUAGCUUCUCGUAUUUAGCCCUAAGAUGGUUGGGCUCCACUGGGUCCAUAUUUAUUCUAAUCAUAAAGCAGAAUUUCUUGAAUGCAUUUGUAUUGAUUGAGGCCUAUGAACUUACCUGAAUUGGAAAGGAGAUGAUCAAAGUAAAUAAUAGUGGAUAUAAAUUGUGGUGAUGUUACCUCUCCCUGGUUGAGGACCAAAGCAUUUAGCCCAGUGCCUUGAACAUAUGAUAGAACAUACAAUCAAAAUGUGUCUGUUGGUUGGUAAAUUUGAUAAACUAAACUAUCCCUGGCCUCUUGUCUUGCAGUCAUUUUCUGUUAAUUCUGGGAGUCCAGUCUUGAAGUUUUAGAAUGAGAUCAUGAAUAUCUGGGACAGGGUUUGUGCUCCACAGAUAUGAUGACUAGAGCACAGAAAAAAAUGUAGGAAAGUAACUGGUUCCCUUUACCCUGUGCCUGCCCUCUGCUCCCUCCCUGGCUGGUUUGGCCUUAGGUUGGCCCUGGGGACCAGGGUUUAUAUUAGGGUAUUUUGGAGCAGUGACUGGGUUGUAGGUAGCUGAAGAAAUCUCCAGCUGGUCCUGGAAGUUUUUCCAAAACCAACUUAGUCUCAAGGCUUACUUGGGUUCAGUGUACUUCAUGAUCCAGAUUCCAAACCUAAUUAGAAUGAGAAUAUGCAUGAAUGCUUAAGCAGUAUAAACCACUUAACAAAUCUCAAAGAGUACUUUACUCCAAGUUUCUGGGGUUUUGUUUAUACAUGGAACUUACUAUGUGCCAGACACUAUUCUAAGCACUUUAUAAACCUUAGCUCAUUAAAUCCCCAGACGAAACUUAUGCAGUACGUACUGUUAAAAUCUGUUUUACAGAUGAGAGAUGUGAGGCUUGGAGAGCUUAGUCACUUGCCUGAAGGUCACACAGCUCAUAAGUGGUGGAACUGAGAUUCAAACCCUGGCAGUUUGGCCAGGAAAUUCAUCACGGGCACCCUGCCACUGCCAAAGUGUCUACCUUGAUGCCUCUUUGAUCUUUAAGUUGUGUCUUGGUGACAAAGAAAGGAUUAGGCAAGACUAUCCAUAGCAUCCAAGAUUCCUCAAUUUCAAUUUUUGUUCUUCAAGAUCUUAGCUGCUGAAUAGCUUUGGGUUUCGAGAUAGGAAAGACUGACUUCAUAGUCUGCCCUUCCCUAGGGGCAAGAGCUAGGGUCUUUCCUGAUUUUGGUGGAAUUUUAGGGGAUAUCUUGAGUUUUGGAUGGAGACUUAGAGAUGACAACUUUCCUGCAUGGAGACCUCUGUCUAGGCUCUGGACUGACUUAAAUUAAAACCUAGAGCAGUGCCUAUGCUGAAAUGAUGCUUUUCAUUUUGGGGUUGAUUUUUGGUUUCCCUGCAAUUUUAAACUGGAGCAUUUUAAUGUUGAUUAAAAACCUUACAGUUUAUACCAAAUAAACUUAACCUUUUUGGUGCUAAGUGAAUUUCCUUUUAGGGUAACUGGUAAUUACUUCCAUAGACUGAGUAUGAGCUACACUCCAUAAGGUUCCUUAAGCUUCACGGAUAACCAUUGAAGAGUCUCUGGCCAAAAUACUGUUUUCUUCUUAUUUAAUUCUAUUUCCCAAAUUGUCAGUAGUGUCAUAAUGAUUCCCAGUGUCCAGCCCAGUGCCUGGCAUGCAGUAGGAAGUAAAUUCAGUAUAAGUGGAGCAUGCUGCAAUUUUGGUGUUAAGUGGAAGGAGUAAUUGUAUGAUCACACACAGAUGUAUUUUGGUAAAUGGAUGUUUCAUUACAUAGAGGUGCACAAAAUUCCAGAGUUUUCUGAGGGGAAGGGAUUGGUGACAGCCCCAAGGAUAGAGGCUGCCAUUCCAUUUCAUGUAGGCCAAGAAGGAGGUUAUUAGUGAACAGUUAAUUAUGGAUUUGGCACUAGACUCUUCUGCUCCUUUGAGAAGACUUUGAGCACCCCUCACCUCAGCCUUUUAUUUUAUCCCUCUUGUGGGCUAAUGUGAGGGUAAUCUUACAGAUAUUAUAGGAACUUCUCUUUCUUUCUCAACCUUUAUGAAAACAAUGCAUAGUAAAAUAUAUCUAGAAAACCUUUCUGCUUGAGACUUUUCUUUUAAUGGGCUUUUUUUAUUCUAAUGAUAAUUGUACCUUUAUCUUUCAAAAGCUGAGAUUUCCUACCUAAAGUAUCUCCCCCAAAAAUAUCUCAUUAAAAAGCCCACAAAAAGAAUAGGAGAGAAGAAAGCCUUAAGUAUCAAUUCCAAAACAGUGAUUGAAAUCUUCCCAAAUAAUUAUGGCUUAUAUCAUCUGCAGAGAUAGCCUGGCUUGGCUUACCCCAUAAUCUAAUUUCAGAAGAAAAAAAGCCUUAUUUUAACACUCGUCUAAAUCAACACUAAAGCCUUUUGUCUCAAAGGGUUUAUUGAGAAACUCAAAGGAAUAUCCUUUUUAAAUUAAUGUUAUCAAAUGUGUACAGCUUCCCGUUUGCCUCGUGUCCAACUAAAUCCACCCUCCCAAGUCCUUCUUCCCUUUCUUUGCGUGGUCUCAUUUAAGUUGUGUGGGUUAGAAACAGUAUCUUAGAUCUUACAAUCAAAUGACAAAGAAGGAAAUUGCCCUUUUUAAGAAAUACUGACAAGUGGCUCCUGUUUUCUAAAGGACAAAAUAAAGAUGUCUCAUUUUUAAUUAGGCUCUUUUCCCUGCUGGGUUGGAAAUUCCAGUGCAAUACCAGUUGACUACAACUGCCAAAUCUGAAAGCCCAAAGGAAAAAAUAAAGCUUUUUGCUAAUUUUAUUGCAA
Vicugna pacos (alpaca) is the source of this 3787-nucleotide messenger RNA. It is a transcript of the gene CYBRD1, whose product is annotated as cytochrome b reductase 1. The record is from RefSeq and is a predicted model, not a curated record. Gene Ontology annotation, cellular component: lysosomal membrane. Gene Ontology annotation, molecular function: oxidoreductase activity. NCBI's taxonomy places the organism in Eukaryota, Metazoa, Chordata, Mammalia, Artiodactyla, Camelidae.